This is a messenger RNA of Sporisorium graminicola, 1848 nucleotides long. RefSeq lists its product as uncharacterized. Lineage: Eukaryota; Fungi; Basidiomycota; Ustilaginomycetes; Ustilaginales; Ustilaginaceae. The record is from RefSeq and is a predicted model, not a curated record. The transcript has a single exon. Gene Ontology annotation, molecular function: exopolyphosphatase activity. Bases 1 to 1848 code for a protein of 615 amino acids. Gene Ontology annotation, cellular component: cytoplasm.
AUGGUGGAGCAGCACUAUCAGCCCAUCUACUCGUACCAAACUACAAGAGCCGCAGCUGGACGUAAUAGCGCAAUCCUACGACUCGUCGCUCUGCUCACCUUUGUCGCCGUAUCCUCUGUCGUCUUCUUAUCAUUCACCGACUACGUAUACUGGAGACAGAGUCAACCUCGCACUCACUCUCAAUCCCUCACUAUGGCUUCGUCCUCGUCGACUACGGCCAACACAAAUGGCCAAUCCAAGCCACCAACUUUGGACGAGUAUCUCGUAAAAGCCAAGCAAGAUGCUUUCACCCAUCUCAAACAAGCCUCCGCGUCACAGGGAAAGCUCACGCUCAUCAUGGGCAACGAGGCGGGCGAUCUCGACUCUGCUUCUUGUGCUAUCGGCUUGAGCUACCUGCUGUCGCGCUUUGGUUCUCCAUCCGGUCACAGCCUACCGCAGUCGACCUACGUGCCCUUGAUACAGAGUAUGCAUACCGAUGACGUGCUUCGACCCGAGAACACGGCUGCUUUCCGAGCAGCGGGGAUCCUUCCCGACCACGUCUUCUACCUGGACGACGUGCAGAAGACACUCGGGCUCGAGCUCAGUUCGGAUGCUUUCUCGCCUUCCGCAAACGUGGCGCUCGGCUUGGUCGACCAUCCGUCUCUCACAGGGCCGUGGGGUGGAGCCAGGGCUUCCAAUCGUCAGGUGGACAUCGUCAUCGACCAUCACGAGGAUGUGAGCGAUCACACGAACGCCGCUUUGAGAAUCGUCAAGUCGCCCUCCAAGGAUCCGGUGGGAAGCUGUAGCAGUCUGAUCGCGGAGCUGUAUGCCGAUCGAUUUGCCAAUGCUCCUACCUCCGAUGUAGGCCUGCGAGAAGUAGCGGAUCUCUUGAUCAGUGCCAUCAUCAUCGACACGGACAACCUGCGGGGUGCACCGCGUGGUAAAGCAACAGAGACCGACUUCAACGCCAUCAAGACGCUCUUUUCCGUUUCGUCGUUCGGCAAUCCUAACACCGCGGAUCAGCUCAAAGAAACUGCAAUCUCGUUCUCGCCGCUCAAGAUCGAGAGCCAAGGAGCAUCAGUCGAGCCGAUUCAACCCAUCAGUCCAUCUCAGGAGACCGACUCGGCGACACAGAGUGCCAAGAUCAUCCUUGCGCCUUACUGGCAGAUCCUCUCGCGCUCCAAGCAGGCGGUCUCGCAUCUCAGCGGGCGCGAUCUGCUGCGUCGCGAUUACAAGGAACUCGACUUCACCAGCCCCGAAGGCUCGGACCCUGCCCACGCCGACGUGGCGCUCAAGCUGGGCUUUGCCUCGGUGCCCAUCAGCCUGGUCGAGUGGCUGCACAAGGACCGCCCCACGCCCCAACUCGCCGAUGCCGCCGAUGCCAAGCUCGAGGUGAAAGAGGCCUGGGCGGCCUGGUGGACCACACUGGACGAGUUUAUGGCCGAGCGCAAGAUCGACAUCGCUGUCAUGACGGGCAGCUUCCGCGUGCCUGAGGGACAGGUGGAUGCGGGUAAGCACAAGCGUGAGUUGGUCCUGGCCUUUGCGCCGAGGACCAUGCAGGAGAGCAGAGCGUCGGUGCUGUGGGACGAGUUGAGACGCGGGCUGGAGGCGGAUGCACACGUGAGCGCCGCGGAUCAGGUUGAGAGACGCCUGAUGCUCGAGCAGCCGUGGAAGGGACAGAGAUUGCCGGAGAGCGCAGGCGGCAAGAGGGAGCGUGUCAAGGGUGUUGAUAGCGAGGGAAAGCGGGAGCAUGCUCUACAGCCUAACAGCUGGGCCAAGGUCUACAAGCAGGCCAAUGCCAGAGCCAAUCGUAAGAUUGUCCUGCCUGCGGUCACGACGAUUCUCAAGGCGGCCGUGAGGAAGUUGUAA